CGAGGUCUCCAGCGAGGGGCCGCGGCUCGCUGUGGACCGGCGCUCCGCUAACAUGACGCUAGCUGUGCUCCCAGAAUACGACCCGCUCAUCACGGGGCUUCCCACGCUGGUGCAGGCGGGUGAGAAUGCGCUCGUGAACUGCACCUCCGACUACUCCCUGCCUGGUGCCACCAUCGACUGGUUCGUCGACUCCGAGCCGCAGGAGGACCCCGUCAUAACCGGCACGACGCACGUGUCCGGCGCGGACGGGGAAGGCCUCCGGGCAUCGUGGCGGACACUGCACGUGUUCCCGGACGACUACCCCACGCACCGCGGCUACCUGUCGCUGCGGUGCCGCGCCACGCUCGCCACGCGCCCGCCGCACGCUCGCAGCAUGUCCGUGCGGCUGUACGUGGCUAGUCGGCCCCAUAUAUCGUCUUAUAUGUUUAGUAAGAAUAGUAAGUAUCUACCAGUGCAGUUGUUAUAG
Messenger RNA from Ostrinia nubilalis (European corn borer), 466 nucleotides. RefSeq lists its product as uncharacterized. The record is from RefSeq and is a predicted model, not a curated record. NCBI's taxonomy places the organism in Eukaryota, Metazoa, Arthropoda, Insecta, Lepidoptera, Crambidae. The coding region runs from base 53 to 466 and encodes 137 amino acids. The transcript has 3 exons.